Messenger RNA from Acanthochromis polyacanthus (spiny chromis), 2984 nucleotides. It is a transcript of the gene grinaa, whose product is annotated as glutamate receptor, ionotropic, N-methyl D-aspartate-associated protein 1a (glutamate binding). The record is from RefSeq and is a predicted model, not a curated record. Gene Ontology annotation, biological process: negative regulation of apoptotic signaling pathway. Gene Ontology annotation, cellular component: Golgi apparatus; endoplasmic reticulum; membrane. The coding region runs from base 195 to 1241 and encodes 348 amino acids. NCBI's taxonomy places the organism in Eukaryota, Metazoa, Chordata, Actinopteri, Pomacentridae. The transcript is spliced from 7 exons.
GGUCAUUUUGUGUACCUAACGGAGAUUCCCACAAAUCACGUGACCGCGUCGUGUGGUGACAUCAGCGGCCCUCGACCCAGUUGUUCAGUCGGAGUCCAGAGAACCAGGAGGAGGAGCGGGGAGCGUGCAUGUCGGCAGCUACUCUCAAGUAAACAUUACAGAUUGUUGCUGCAGAGUGAGCAUUUCUUCACACAAUGUCCCAGGACAAGAGUGGAUACCCUGUAAUGGGUGAGACAAACCCACUUCAUAACAAUGUCUACGGACCCCCUCAGCCAGGUUUCGGCAUGCCCCCUCCCAACUACAGCCAAGCCCCAGGGGGACCGUACCCACCAGCCGCCGGAUAUGGACAGCCUGGCUUCCCACAGGCAGGCCCAGGUUUUGCCCCUGGUCCAUACCCUCAGAUGCCUUACCCUCAGAUGCCCUAUCCACAGGGACCCUACCCUCAGGGGCCUUAUCAGCAAGGACCCGGACAGCCAGGCUUUCCUGGCGACCCGAUGGGAGCACCUGCAGGCAGUCCUGGAUACCAUGGCGAUGGCCCUCCAUCUUACUACGACAACGAGGAGUUCACCAACUCUGGUUUUGAGGACAAGACUAUCCGACAAGCUUUCAUCAGAAAAGUCUUCAUGGUUCUAACAGUGCAGCUGCUGGUCACUUUCUCCUUCGUUGCCGUCUUCACCUUUGUCGCUGAUGCCAAAAACUUUGUGCGUCGUAAUCCAUGGACAUACUACGUGUCAUAUGCAGUCUUCUUUGUGGCUCUAAUCGUCCUGAGCUGCUGUGGAGACUUCCGCCGCAAACACCCCUGGAAUUUGGUUGCUCUGUCCAUCCUGACGCUGAGCCUCUCCUACAUGGUGGGCAUGAUCGCCAGCUUCUACGACACAGACACAGUCAUCAUGGCUGUGGGCAUCACUGCAGUGGUCUGCUUUACCGUCGUCAUGUUCUCACUACAGAGCAAGUACGACUUCACUUCAUGUCGGGGCGUGCUGUUUGUGUGCCUGAUCGUGCUGCUGCUCUUCUCCAUCCUCUGCAUUUUCAUCCGCCACAAGAUCCUGCACAUCGUCUAUGCCUCACUUGGAGCCCUGCUCUUCACCUGCUUUUUGGCUGUUGACACUCAGCUUCUCCUUGGCAACAAGAAGCUGGCCCUGAGUCCAGAGGAGUACAUAUUCGCUGCCCUCAACCUCUACACCGACAUCAUCAACAUUUUCCUCUACAUCCUGGCUAUUGUGGGACGCUCCCGCGAAUGAGGCAGCACUCGCAAGAGAACAGCAGCAAGACAGAGAAUGCCUCCCUUUAGUGUGAAACGUUGCUAACAUACCCUUUCCUUCUGACUCAUUUAACUUUUUCCCAAGAUUCUUUGUUUCCCUUCCUAUCACACACACAGUUCUGUUUUUCAAACAGGUAGUAGUGACGUGAAGGAAAUGCAGCCUGUCGUAAGAUGAAGCUGAGAGGAGCACUUAUUUAUUUACUCGAAAGCAAGUCUUACCAUUAAUGACAGAAUGAUCUGUCCUCAGUUUUGACCACUCCGCUCGCUCUAACUGUCCUCUGCUUCUACUAACACAGAUGGUCUAUGUCGACAUCACCUGCCCCCCGAUUUUCCUGCUUGGCUCGGCACAGUGCAGAAUAAACCAUUUUAUCCUGUGGGUGCUUGGCACUCAGCCUGGCCUUGCUGUAGAGAUUUAACAGAAAAUGAGUGGGGAAGAUAAUGCUAAAUAUUGAUGCAAACCACCUUUGCCUGAAGAGAAGUUAGUGUUAGAAAUACCCUCCUCCUUCAGAUCUGUCUGUUUCCCCAAACGUAUCUUUCAGCCUGCUGGUGUGAAGUAACUCUGCAUGGCAAAACUGGACACACAACUAAAGAUGUGGUAUGAUUCUCUAGAGCUACCAGAGGAAUACCUCUAGCUUGCUUGUCACAGCUGUAAAUAGUUAAGUGUAUUACUGUAUAUGAUACCAGUAUCCCCCCCUACCUCUGAAAGGCAUGCUGGAGCAAUUCAAAUGGAUGUGUUGCUUUUUGGAAAAAUGUGCUUUAACAUACAGUCCAGCAACUAAAAUCUUUUAAUGGCAUAAGAAUGAAGAUCAGCGUUGGAUGUAUAUGACAAACAUAAAUUAAUAUUUAUAAACAGUAUAUUCUUACAGAAGAUCUUUUCAAAAUAAAGACAUUUUUGUUCUCCAAUUAUUUGUGUAACUCCAAAGCUAAGAUGUUAUCUUACUUUUCCUUCAUCUUUUUUUUUUUAUCUUUACUAUCCCCUCUUGUCUGGUCAAUAAUGUGAAGUGAAAUUCAGUGUUGUAUUUAUUUUUUUUCUCAUUACAACUAAUAUUUAAGAUACUGGCAUUUGUGGCCACUUUAAAUUAAGCUGGUCCUUUUCAUACUAUUAUCAGAUUAAUGGACACUGGACUUGAAGGAAAUGAAAGAUACGACUUGUCUGCUUAUUGAGUUUGAUGUAGAUAACAGGGUUGCUUUGCAGGUGGUGUAAAGCAUAGGAAAAAAGAAACUUGGACUUUUGAGUUGAUUGUGAAUCCGUAACACACUGGUUACACACUUGCUUAAGGUGAAACACACAAAAUAAGCUAAAAUGCACUGGAGGCCAAAAUACUCAUACAUCCCAACACACACAAGUUGAAUAAUAUAUUAAUCUUGAAUCUUUUUAUUCUGUAAUUUCUGUUUUGAUUCUCACCUCUUGCAUGAGCCACUCCUCAUUUGCAUGUGCUGAUAAUGCACACAGUACAGCUGCUGUGUACUGAAACUAUCUGGGGAGACAAUGUUGUAAGGCAGCCCUGUUAGACCUUUUUUUUUCUUCUUUUUUUAAGUUAUUGUGUUUGUAUCUAACUAAUGUGCAAGUGUAUAUAGACCUCCUUAGUGGUUUGACGUGUAUAGGUAAAGUCAGUUUUGGGCUUUGUAGGUCUGUUCGCAUUGUAUAUUUGCAUCAAAUUGAAGUUGAACUGGAUUCCUCAACACAGCUGUUUGCUUUUCAUUAAAACUGAUACAAUGUAAA